UCUUUCCCAGUCCCAAGGCUCUGAGAACUUGAGAGAUCUUUGAGCACUUGACCAGUAUUUAAUUUUGAGUGCUUAUAAAACCUGAGCUACAGCAUUUCUGAGUCUCCUCACAUAAAUGGUGAUUACCUGGACCAGGCUACUGAGUCCAGCUUGAAGAGUUAAUUUUCCCACUUAAUGUCUUUCAGACCCAGAUUCUCCUCAAUGCCAAGAACCAAUUUCACAGUGGUAACGAAGUUUACCUUUGAAGGUUUCUCUAUUUUUGGGUGGCACCAUAGACUCAUCCUCUUUGUGGCAUUUUUGAUCUUAUACCUGCUAACCCUUGCCAGUAAUGCUAUCAUCUUGACAGUUAUUCACCUGAACCGUCAACUUCACACACCCAUGUACUUCUUCCUAAGUGUGCUGUCCAUUUCUGAGACUUGUUAUACCGUGGCCAUCAUCCCCCGAAUGCUGUCCAGUCUCCUCAACCCAGAACAAGCCAUCUCCAUUCCAGAGUGUGCCAGCCAGCUCUUCUUCUAUCUCACUUUUGGUGUCAACAACUGCUUCCUGCUCACAGCUAUGGGGUAUGACCGGUAUGUGGCCAUCUGUAACCCUCUACGAUAUUCAGUCAUCAUGGGAAAAAAGGCAUGCUUGCAACUGGCAGGUGGGUCCUGGAUCAUUGGGCUGAGCACAGCCAUCAUCCAGGUGUCUUCUGUGUUCAGUCUACCCUUCUGUGAUGCUAACGUCAUCUCCCACUUCUUUUGUGACAUCCGGCCCCUCAUGAAGCUCGCCUGUGCUGACACCACCAUCAAGGAAUUUAUCACUUUGCUCAUCAGCCUGUAUGUUCUUGUUCUGCCCAUGGUCUUGAUCUUCAUCUCCUAUGUCCUGAUUGUCACCGCCAUCUUCAAGAUUGCAUCUGCUGAGGGCCGGAAGAAGGCCUUUGCAACCUGUGCCUCACACCUCACAGUGGUCAUUGUCCACUAUGGCUGCACCUCUUUCAUCUACCUAAAACCCAAAUCCCAAAAUUCCCUGCAGGACAGGCUCAUCUCAGUGACAUACACUGUCAUCACUCCCCUCUUAAACCCUGUUGUAUACACCCUGAGGAACAAAGAGGUCAAAGACUCCUUGCUCAGAGUUUUGGGGAAAAAAAAACCUUCUCUUAGAUGCUAGUCAGUCUCAAUAGCAAUGAAGUGAAAAAUACUUGUUGAGGUGACACAAUGAGGAAGUUAUUCAGAUAACAGAUAGUAUGAGGACACCAAGUGCCUGAUCUGGGAAUGUGGUUGGGGGUGGGGAUAAAAUAAAACAAAGAAGGAAAAUACUCAUGAUAUAAGAGAUGGAUGGAUUUGCCAA
Molecule: messenger RNA, 1326 nt
Organism: Oryctolagus cuniculus (rabbit)
Lineage: Eukaryota; Metazoa; Chordata; Mammalia; Lagomorpha; Leporidae
Product: olfactory receptor 10J4
Biological process (GO): G protein-coupled receptor signaling pathway
Cellular component (GO): membrane
Molecular function (GO): olfactory receptor activity; G protein-coupled receptor activity
Source: RefSeq, a predicted model, not a curated record